Nanorana parkeri is the source of this 1159-nucleotide messenger RNA. Its product is annotated as matrix metalloproteinase-23-like. The record is from RefSeq and is a predicted model, not a curated record. Gene Ontology annotation, molecular function: metalloendopeptidase activity; zinc ion binding. Gene Ontology annotation, cellular component: extracellular matrix. Gene Ontology annotation, biological process: extracellular matrix organization; proteolysis; collagen catabolic process. The transcript has 8 exons. Bases 1 to 1029 code for a protein of 342 amino acids. Lineage: Eukaryota; Metazoa; Chordata; Amphibia; Anura; Dicroglossidae.
AUGGCUCUGCAGGAAUUAGAUGGAGGGCAUUUCAGAGAUCCUGCUGGCAAGGAACUGGCCCAGGUUGAUGGUGCAAUGUGUGGUGUCACUUUUCCCUCAAGGAGAACCAGAUGGAAGAGAUACACCAUCAAUCCGCUGGGGUACAAAUGGGAUCACUUAAAUCUGACAUACAGGAUUGUCCAGUUUCCUAACACGCUAAACAGAGGUGACACGGAAAAGGCCCUGGAGAUCGCCUUCCGCAUGUGGAGCAAGGUGUCCCCUCUCACCUUUCAGAAUGUUCCUUCUUAUCAAGAGUCUGACCUUAGCAUUGGGUUUUACACCUUUAAUCACAGUGACUGUUGGGGCUCUCCAUUGCACCCCUGUUUUGAUGGCCUCAAUGGAGAAUUGGCACAUGCUUUCCUACCACCCAGAGGAGAAAUUCAUUUUGACAACCAUGAAUUCUGGGUACUUGGCCCUUCGCGAUUCAGCUGGAAGCAGGGUGUAUGGUACAACGAUCUAGUCCAGGUGGCAGCCCAUGAAAUUGGCCAUGCUCUUGGAUUGUGGCACUCAAAAGAUAUUGCUGCUCUAAUGCAUCCUAAUGCUACAAAUACAAGGACACGUCACUUGGCACAGGAUGAUAUCUUGGCAAUUCAGCAUCUCUAUGGUUGUGCAGCUGGAUCCACAUGUCAGCUCUCACAAGUUUGUGAAAAGUGUAAUAUGCAGAAACCAUGUCAUUCAAACUGUCAUGGCUGUAAAGAGACACCUGAUCAAAGAACCACAUCACUCAAGGUCAAAGUGAAGAUGCUUUAUGUUCCCAAGGGUGAAUCCGUUACUUUUAAUUGUACCCAUAACACACCUCAACCACGGCAGAGAAUCAGUUGGUAUAAAAAUGGAUCCCAUCUUAUAUCAUCCACCCCUGGAAUAAUCAAGAAGACUUCAUCUACUAUUGUCCUAUACGCAGAAGAACAGACCAAAGGGCGUUAUACAUGUGUAAUUCGCCAGGGAAGAAUGACCCUUGGGGGAAAGUCAUGGAAUCUCCGCCUCAUAUAAAACUUGCACAGAAAUGUGAUUCAUUCUUGCACUGUGACAUAUAUCAGCAUUACAGUGGAACUCCGGGCAAAUAGCUAAAUACACAGUUGGCACAUGUGUAUGCUUACUGUUUCACCUACCAAGAAUGUGU